UGCUUGGAGUUGUUCAGGUCGUUUGUGCCACCCUUGCUGCCUUCUACUAUUAAAAAAAAGGAGAAAUGUCCCCAGAUGUGUCUCUGUCCUCAGCACCUUCUCUCCUUCUCUGCCAGGAGCAGGGUUUCCAGGUUCCAGACCAGAAAUGAUCUCUCAGUUAGAGAGAGGAGGUGUGUCCUGGAUGCCAGAGCAGGAGUUCCCCCGAGGGCGAGACUCGAGGUGCAGUGGAGAGGCAGAAGAGUGGUUGGGGGCUGCCGAGGGGGCUGCCUCAGCCCGAUGCCUCGGGCUCCUUUGCUUGCAGCCAGACGGUCGAGGCCCUUACUUCGGUCAGUUGCGUGGAGCCCCCGACCCAGAGCCUGGACACACAGCUGGUGUGAUUCCUGCAGAUUCCCUUACUGUGAAGACUAGAUGUGAAAACAUGGACUCGUCUCCCACACAAGGCUUUUGUUUGGCACUGGUGUCUGAGGAAAGGCUAGCAAGAGAUGGUUCCUGGGAUUCCGAAAUGGGAAAAGCUUGGGAAUGUGAGGUCAGGGCAGAGAGACAGAAGAGCAACCGAGGAAAACGACUAGGACAACCGGUGGUUGCUCGCAGCAACAGUGCUUAUGAGGAAAACGUUUGUGGAAGUAAUCCCUGCGAGAGCCGUUUCAGGUUGGGGUCAGUCCUCCUGACCCAGAAGAGAGUUCCUACAGGAAGACAUCUCCACAAAUACGAUACACUUGGAAAGCGUUUCCAUCAGUUUCCUACCAUAAUUAAAAAUACUAAACUAUUCUUUGGGAAGAAGAUUUACAAGUAUGAUAAGUGCUGGAAGCCCUUCAUUUACCAUUCAGAUCUAAUUCACUAUCAUAUACUCUAUGCUAGAGGUGAAUCGUAUGAAUGUAAUGUGUGUGGAAAAGCCUUCAGCCAAAAAAGAUACCUUACUGUACACAAGAGAAUUCAUACGGGACAGAAGCCUUAUACAUGUAAUGAAUGUGGGAAAGCCUUCAUCCAGUUGGGACACUUUAAUGAACAUAAAAGUAUUCAUACUGGACAGAAGCCCUAUGAAUGUAAUGAAUGUGGGAAGUCCUUUACUCAAAGGAGAUACCUUAUUCUACACCAGAGAAUUCACACUGGACAGAAGCCUUAUACAUGUAAUGAAUGUGGAAAAGCCUUCAGCCAGAGGGGACACCUUGAUCAACAUAGAACUAUACAUACAAGAGAGAAACCCUUUGAAUGUAAAGAAUGUGGGAAGUCCUUCACUCAGAGGGGAAGUCUAAUUGCCCAUCAGAGAAUACAUACUGGAGAGAAACCCUUUGAAUGCAAUGAAUGUGGGAAAGCAUUCAGCCACAGGAAAUCCCUUUUUCAUCACCAGAGAAUUCAUACUGGUGAGAAACCUUUUGGUUGUAAAGAAUGUGGGAAAUCUUUCAGCCAAAGGGGCAGCCUUACUGAACAUCAGAAAAUUCAUACUGAAGAGCAACCCUUUGUUUGUGAUGAAUGUGGGAAAUCCUUUAGGCAAAGAGGAAGCCUUACUGUGCAUCAGAAAAUUCAUCCUGGAGAGAAAUCUUUUGAGUGUAAUAAAUGUGGGAAAUCGUUUGUCUGGAAGGCAAGCCUUAAUAAACAUAAAAGAAUUCAUACUGGAGAGAAACCUUUUGAGUGCCAUGAAUGUGGGAAAUUCUUCAUCUGGAAGGCAAGACUUGCUGAACAUCAGAGAAUUCAUGCUGCAGAGAAACCCUAUGAAUGUUGUGAGUGUGGGAAAUCCUUUAGCCAGAGGGGAAGUCUUACUGAACAUGAAAGAAUUCAUGCUGGAGAGAAACCCUUUGAAUGUAGCGAAUGUGAGAAAGCCUUCAGCCACAGAACAUCAUUUUAUUAUCAUCAGAAGAGUCAUACUGGUGAGAAACCCUUUGGAUGCAAUGAAUGUGGGAAAUCCUUUAGCCGAAGGGGAAACUUCAUUAAACAUCAGAGAACUCAUACUGCAGAGAAACCCUAUGAGUGUAAUGAAUGUGGCAGAUCAUUCAGCCACAGCGGCAGCCUUACCGACCAUCUGAGACUUCAUUCAGGAGAGAAACCCUUUAGAUGCAAUGAAUGUGGGAGGGCCUUUAGCCGAUGGACAUCUCUUUAUCAUCAUCAGGUAAUUCAUAGUGGUAAGAAACCCUUUGGGUGUAAUGAAUGUGGUAAGUCUUUCAGCCAGAGGGAAAGCCUUACUAUACAUCAAAGAACUCAUACUGGAGAGAAACCAUUUGAAUGUAUAGAAUGUGGAAAAUCCUUCAGCCAGAGAGGUCAUCUUACUAAACAUCAGAAAACUCAUGCUCUUGAGAAGGCAUUGGACUGCAGUGAAUUUAGGAAAACCUUCAGCAACAAUUCUCAUGUUACUGCACCUUAGAAAAUACAUACUUUGGUGAUACCCUAUGAGCAUAAUGGGUCAGGGAAAGUCUUCUGCCAGAGCAGACACCAUAAUGCACAUAAAAAAUCAUAUUGGGGGCAGCUAGGUGGUGCAAUGAAUAGAGCUCUGGCCUUGGGGUCAGGAGGACCGGAGUUCAAAUCCAGCC
Molecule: messenger RNA, 2522 nt
Organism: Vombatus ursinus (common wombat)
Lineage: Eukaryota; Metazoa; Chordata; Mammalia; Diprotodontia; Vombatidae
Product: zinc finger protein 260-like
Exons: 2
Coding region: 146-2356 (736 amino acids)
Source: RefSeq, a predicted model, not a curated record